CGAAGCCGCCGCCGCCGCCACCGCCUCAGUCGCAGCCAAAGCCGCCGCCGCCGCAGCCUUCUCAGACGCGCCAGGCGUUUGAACGGACCGGAAGUGGUGGUUUAACGACUUCCGGCAGUUGGGCACAGAGGAGUCAGGAGUGCCGGGAAUGGCGACCAAGAAGCUUGCGCGGCAGCUUGGAUUAAUUAGAAAAAAGUCAGUUGCACCAGCAAAUGGAAAUCUAGGAAGAAGCAAAUCCAAGCAGUUGUUUGACUACUUAAUUGUCAUUGAUUUUGAGUCAACAUGUUGGAAUGAUGGGAAACGCCACCGGAGCCAAGAAAUAAUUGAAUUUCCAGCAGUAUUGCUGAACACAUCAACUGGGGAGAUUGAAUCUGAGUUCCAUGCUUAUGUUCAGCCUCAAGAACAUCCGAUUCUUUCUGAAUUUUGCAUGGAACUGACAGGCAUAAAACAGGCUCAAGUAGAUGAAGGAGUCCCCCUGAGGAUUUGCUUAUCUCAAUUCUGUAAAUGGGUUCAGAAGAUUCAGCAACAGAAGAAAAUUAUUUUUGCUACUGGGAUUUCAGAUCCGCCUAAUUCCGAAGUAAAAUUAUGUGCAUUUGUUACUUGGUCAGACUGGGACCUGGGGGUUUGCCUGGAGUGUGAGUGUAAAAGAAAACAGCUGAUAAAACCCAUGUUCUUAAAUUCUUGGAUUGAUCUCAGAGUAACUUACAAGAUUUUCUAUAGAAGAAAACCAAAAGGACUGAGCGGUGCCCUGCAGGAAGUGGGAAUAGAAUUCUUAGGACGAGAACAUUCUGGGUUGGAUGAUUCUCGGAAUACUGCCCUGCUUGCUUGGAAAAUGAUCAGGGAUGGUUGCUUAAUGAAAAUUACAAGGUCCUUGAACAAGGUUCCCACUAAGAAGAAUUCCAGCGUUUUCACCAGAAAUUUGAAUACGAAUCAAGUUGAAGAAAGGUCAGCCUGCAACAGUAGCAUUCAGGGUCUGAGCAUAUGUGAUAGGGAGCUUAAAAAUACAGUAAAUUCUCAUGAAAAAGUUCAAAUGAGGUCAGUUGGUGUAAAUUCUCCUAUAAAGGUACAGCAAGAUCACCUCCAACUAAAAAGCAAUGUAAAAGCAGGUCUUCAUAAUGCCAAAAGCUAUUUCUCUCUUUUUAAUACAAAGUCCUCUACUUCUGUGGAGCAGUUGCCGUCUGCCAGCUUGAAUACACCUAUGCAGAAGCACAUAAGAAACGAACACCUUGCAUUUAGUACCAAAUCUAAGUCUUCAGCAAUUGGUUCAGAAUUGGUACUUGUAUCAACUACCAUUUCAUCUGUUAAUCAUGUUUCUGAUACGGAAAUGAGUUCUGCUCUUGAUUGUUUACCUAUGUUGGCUGAUUGGGAGGAUGUAGCUUUACUGCCAGCAUCUCAGCCUGAGCAAAGUAUAGAUUGUAUACCUUCCACUAGUGACUCAAACUUAGAUACUUCAUUUAAUUCUAUAGAAAGAUUAAUGGUUUUAAAAGAAGGCACAGAAGAAACCCCUCAAAAAUCUGGGACCUCUAAGUCUGUCGUAUAUAAGAGUCCACAUACUACUAUUUAUCAUGUGGAGGAAGCCAAAGAUCCAGAUUCAGAUGCUUCUGACUUUAAAUUACCUGAAUGCAAAUCAAGUAGCUUCAACAGUGUUAAUGCCACUAUGUCUCAUCCUUCAGUUUUGGGGAAAUACCCCCACCCUUUAGGUAGUACUAAAAGGAAUCUAUCCAGUCCUCUAUCUUUCCCGCCAGCAAAAAAACAGACCCGCACUGUUCAUGAAGAAAAACCUACAUCAUCUGAUGGCUCUCCAGUGAGAAAUUGUUCCCGGAAGGUCCUCCCCUCUAUCUUAGCUUCUACAGUUAACCUACAAGAGCCUUGGAAGAGUGGGAAAAUGACACCUCCUUUAUGUAAGUGUGGCCGAAGAUCUAAGAGACUUGUUGUUUCUAAUAAUGGACCAAACCAUGGAAAAGUCUUCUAUUGUUGUCCAGUUGGGAAAUACCAAGAAAACAGAAAGUGUUGUGGUUAUUUCAAAUGGGAAGAAACACUUCAAAAGGAAAGAGCCAACAGCAGAGUUCUGUCUCAUUCUCCAAGGGGACUCACUCUUAGUUCCCCAGAAGUAAGCCAUAUAUGUAACAGAAACGUAAGUUUUUCUAAAAAUUCAUUGAGACUCAGACCUUCAAUGAGGAAUUGAUAAACUUUCUCUACAUUUAAACUAUGCUUUUACUUUAAUUUGACUUUUUGUGUGAUAAAGAGAAAAAAGUAUAUAGGGCUACAAGUUAUGGGGACUUAGCAUAUCUUGAGUUCUAUAGACUAUAUUGGGGCUAGUAUACACACACACACACACACAUACAUACAUACACACACACAGUAAAUAGAGAAAAAAAUCAAUUUCACAGUCUUCUAAUUUCAUCAGUUAUCUAACAUGUGUCUUCCAUUCAUGUAUGAAUCCUGGUUGUUCCUUGAAUUUCCAAACAUCAUGAGUAUUCUGAUAAUAGUUGUAGUUGUAUACUGUUUUAUUUUUAUAUAUUAACACUUGCCAAAUUUAUCAUACUUUUUUGAAGAACCACAAAUUAAAUAUUUUGUAUACUUUAUUGAUUAGAUACAUGCAACGGUAGUAUGAUGUUCUUCUUUAGUUAGACCCUGAAAUGAAUUUAAACUAUUUUUAAGUUACUUGAAUAAAAAUAUGACUAAUAAAAAUCCCUAACCUGUUUUCAGGUAGAUAUUUAGACUUUGAGAAUUAUGAUCAUCUUCUAACUGAUAUUUUUAUUUUUCUAAAAACUUUUAUAAUAAGUUGUUUAGUUUUAUUUCAAAACUUGAAGAUUUGUUCUGAUUUGUAUAUCAACGAGUCAGAUGAAUGAUUCAACCAACAGGUCAGAAAUUUGAUUCAGAUGCUAUAUGCUUUAAAAUUUUCUCAGCAAUUGAUGGCAUUGUUUUCAUAUUGCCAAAAUCAUAAGAACAUUGACACUAAUGCAGAGGAAUUUUAUUCUAAAUAAAUGUUCUAAAUAUUUUAUUUCAGAAUUCAGCCUCUGAUGUUACACCCACAAGAUAUUUU
Messenger RNA from Mustela erminea (ermine), 3046 nucleotides. It is a transcript of the gene ERI2, whose product is annotated as ERI1 exoribonuclease family member 2. NCBI's taxonomy places the organism in Eukaryota, Metazoa, Chordata, Mammalia, Carnivora, Mustelidae. The coding region runs from base 149 to 2185 and encodes 678 amino acids. The transcript has 9 exons. Gene Ontology annotation, biological process: exonucleolytic trimming to generate mature 3'-end of 5.8S rRNA from tricistronic rRNA transcript (SSU-rRNA, 5.8S rRNA, LSU-rRNA). Gene Ontology annotation, molecular function: zinc ion binding; nucleic acid binding; 3'-5'-RNA exonuclease activity. The record is from RefSeq and is a predicted model, not a curated record.